CCGAAAAACCAAACGAAACAGAAGAAAGUACUUUCUCUCUCUCUUUCAAAACCCCAAACCCUCGAAGCCCCCACACACGAGAUCUUUCGAAGGUCGGUUAUUGAAUGGAUGAGGCUAAAGAGAAAGGCGGUUCCCUGAGUGUUGCUACAGAAUCUUCGUUACUGUUAGUGAAACUGUUGUUGAGACAGAGGGUCAAAUUCCCAUGGAGGAAGGAGGGGAAGAGGGUCCUAGUAAUGGAGAUGAUAUAAUGGUGGAAGUUCUGGGUUCUCAUGUUUAUGUAGAUGGUAUUUGUACUACUGAUGGGGGAGAUGGAGGUAUGAUUGGGACUGGUUCAAAUGAUGAAGCGGUUCAUGGUCCUGGUGACUCUGGCGGUGUUAUGGAGGGUAAUCUGCUCAACUUAAAUAGUGAAGGCGACGAAGAUGGUGAUUUGGGUUCUAGGAGUGAGGUUUCUGGUGGUGAAGCUGGAAGGGAUGAAGGUGAGGGAGAUGCAAAUCGAACUUUGGAGGUACAAAAAGUUGGUGAUUUGUAUGGUAAUGACUUAAACCGUGGAGAACAGAAAGAUGUCGAAUGUUCAUCCGUUGAAUCCAAAGAUUCAACGGUGCAAACUAAAGUUGUUGAGGAAGCUGCAAUGAUGAUUGAUGCGGACAAUUUGAAUACUCUGGAUGGUUCUUGUGAAACUAUAUCUGACGCAAAGAAGGAAGCUGCUGAUGUUGGUGUAGAUGCUAACUCAUCAGAUUUGAAGACACAGAUUACUGCAAAAGAUGUUCACCAUUCCGAGGCUAAAGAUGUGGUUUAUUCAUAUCAAUCAACUGAAUCGGUUGUUGAAAGUGGAUUGGAUGAGAAGGUUAACACAAACAAGGAAACUGACAAGCAAGGUGCUGAUUUUGAACAAAGGCAUAUGGAAGUUGAUAUUCCUCGUAGCUCUGAAAAUCAUGCAGGAAAUGACCGAAGCAUAAAGUCUGCAACAGUAAUUGAUGGAGCAGAAAAAGUUGAUUCAAGUCUUGGGGCUGCAAUGGAUGUUGAAAAGCAGGUUCCUGAUUCAAAAAAUGAUGGUUUUGAUGCUGAUAAAGAUGUUAAAGUGGAAGAAAAGUCUGUUGAAAUUGAGACAGUGGGUGUUGUCUCUGAAAACCAUGAAGCCUCAAAAUCUGAUAACAAUAUUUCGAGCCAAGUACAUUCCUCAUAUUCUUUGGGAAAUGAAGAUCUGCUAGCUGAGAAUGCAGCUUCUAAGGAUGAUUCCAGGGUAGCACAAGAUAUGAAUGUUGAAGAACAAGUUUCUGGUGACGAACAUGAUGGUUUAGACCAAUUGCAAGAAAUGGAAGUUGAAGAACACGAUUCUGAUCCUGAACAGCCAAUCAAUUUCGAUGAAAAUACUGUUACACGAAUGGCUCUGAGGUCUGCGAGUGCAAUAAAGGUGCAUCAAGCUAGGUACCCGCUGCCGUCAGAGGAAGGCGAAUUGUCUGUUUCUGAUUUAGUCUGGGGAAAGGUGAGGAGCCAUCCAUGGUGGCCAGGACAGAUCUUUGAUCCUUCAGAUGCUUCUGAGAAGGCGGUUAAGCAUCAUAAAAAGGAUACCUAUCUGGUUGCCUACUUCGGGGAUCGGACAUUUGCUUGGAAUGAAGCUUCUGUUUUGAAGCCAUUUCGACCACAUUUCUCUCAGAUUGACAAGCAGAGUAAUUUAGAAGCAUUCCAGAAUGCAGUCGAUUGUUCUUUGGAAGAAGUGUCUAGACGGACAGAGUUAGGAUUAGCUUGCUCUUGCAUACCUCAGGAUGCUUUUGAUAGAAUAAAAUUCCAAAAGGUUGAGAAUGCAGGUGUUCGGCAAGAAUCAAGUAUAAGAAAUGUUGAUAAGUCUUUGAGUGCUAGUUCUUUCGAACCUGAUAAAUUAGUUAACUAUAUGAAAGCAUUAGCAGUCUCUCCAGCUGCUGGGGGUGAUCGACUUGACCUUGUGAUUGCUAAAGCGCAAUUGUUAGCUUUCUAUCGUUUAAAAGGUUAUCAUCAGCUGCCUGAAUUCCAAUUCUGUGGAGAUUUAAGUGAAAAUGAAACAAAUACCUCACAUUCUGAAAAGAAAAUGCAUUUCGGUGAGGUAAUUGAGCAUAGUACUCCUUUGGAUACCGAUGGUGAGCAAAUUUCCAGUGGCCAGGAAACCUCAAAAACUAAGAGAAGCUAUUACCUUAAGCGUAAGCAUAAUCUGAAGGAUGGGUUGUAUCCUAGUAAAAAGGAAAGAAGCUUGACUGAAUUAAUGGGUGAGACAUUUGAUUCUCCUGAUGCUGAAAAUGGGCCUGACGGGAUGGCUAAUAAGCUUCCUUCAUCAUCAUUUGGAAAGAAAAGAAAAGCUGUUGAUUCCUUUGGGGACUCGAUGCAAGACGAGAGGAAGACAGUUUCUCUUGCCAAAGUGUCUCAAACUCCACCUCAUUUCCCAAACCCUUCCUUUAAGAUUGGUGAAUGCAUCCGCAGAGCUGCAAGUCAAAUGACGGGAUCUCCAUCGAUUCUGAAGUCCAGUGGUGAUAUGUUACUGAAGAUUGAUGGAGGCAGUGAAAAUCCCUCUACAGAUGGAAUUGAUGUUCCCAUCGAGAAUUUCAAUGAUGCACUGCAAAAGAUGACGAGUUUUAUGUCAAAUCACUCAUCACUAGAGGAGUUGUCAUCACAACUUCGCGAGGCAGCAUGCGAUCCAAGGCGAAGUUCUUUUAGUUUAAUGGCCAACUUCUUCUCUAACUUCAGAGAUUCAAUUGUUGUGGAUCAACCUCCUGGGGACAAAGUAGGUGACAAAAGGAAAAUGUCCCCCAUUUCUAUUUUUGGUUCUCCAGAAACUUUUGAGUUUGAGGACAUGAAUGAUACUUACUGGACUGACAGAGUAGUUCAAAAUGGUUCUGAAGAGCAACCGUUACAUGGAAAUGGAAGGGGACGAUUUCAAAUAGUGCCUAUUCAAUUAGAGAAGCCACUUCAAAAAGGCCGUAAUACUCGAAAAAGGUAUUCCGUUGGUAAUAACAAUUUGACCACUCAGAAACCCCCGGGCUAUGUUGAUGAGAGGGCUCCCGCAGAACUUGUCAUGAAUUUCACUGAUGUUAACUCUGUCCCUUCGGAGACAAAGCUAAAUAAGAUGUUCAAGCACUUCGGACCGUUAAAGGAAUCUGAAACAGAAGUUGAUCGCGAAACCAGCCGUGCAAGAGUUGUUUUUAGAAGAUCGUCUGAUGCUGAAGUUGCCUACAAUAGUGCUGGAAAGUUCAACAUCUUUGGGCAUGUGGCUGUAAAUUAUCAACUCAACUACACUGUAUCUGAAUCAUUCAAAGCUUCAUUGUAUGCUCCAACCCUAGCUGAGGAGAAUCCACUCAUGUCUUCAUCUCUAUGUGGGGAUCAUGCUCUUGUUGCCUCAACCCUGGGCGAUGGAGGUUCACACUUUCCUCCAAGCAUAGGCGAGGAAGCUUCAUUUAUGGUUUCAACCCUCGGUGAGGAAACUUUACCUAUUGCUACAACUUUCCAUGAGGAACUUCAGUCAACCUUUGGUGAGGGCAGUAUGGCCAUUCCGACUACCUUAGGCAAUCAAACGUCAGACGUCGACACAAGCAUGUAUGAGGAGACUUCACCCAUUGCUACAAGCAUGUAUGAGGAAACAUUACCCAUCCCCACGAGCAUGUAUGAGGAAACAUUGCCAAUUGCUACAACCGAUGUUGAGGGAACAAUGGAUAUUGCAACAACUAUUGGUGACCAAACUUUGAUGGUUGCUACAACUGUAGGUGAGCAAUUUUCAACAGCGGUCACAACUGUUAGUGAGCAGACCUCAACGGUUUCAACAUUUGAGGAAGCUUAUCCCUUCUCCACAACUUUGAGCAAAGAAACUUCAACCAUCACCACAAACUUGGGAGAGGAAACUUCAACGGUUAAUGUAAGCUUGGUUGAGGAAAAUUCAGGAUUCGGUACCGAAGGUCAAGAAACUUCAAUGGUUAAUGUAAGCUUGGGUGAGGAAAAUUCAGACUUCGUUACUGAAGGUCAAGAAACUUCAAGCAUUCCCACAGCUUUUGGUGAAGAAACUCCUGCCAAUCCUGUGACCUUAGCAGCAGAAAAUCCUAGUAUUCCCAGAACCUCAGGUGAAGAAACUCCAGCUAUUCCCUUGGUCGAAGAAACCCCUAGUGUUCCCAGAACCUUGGGUGAAGAAACUCCAGCCAUCCCUGUGGCAGAAGAAACCCCUAGUACUCCCACAACCUUAGGUGAAGAAACUCCAGCUAUUCCCUUGGCGGAUGAAACCACUAGUAUUCCCAGAACCUUGGUUGAAGAAACGCCAACUAUUCCACUGGUCGAAGAAACCCCUAGUAUUUCAAGAACCUUGGAUGAAGAAACUCCUGCCAUUCCCUUGGCAGAAGAAACCCCCAGUAUUCCCAGAACCCUGAGUGAAGAAACUCCAACCAUUCCCUUGGCAGAAAAACCCCCUAGUAUUCCUAGAACCUUAGGCGAAGAGACACCAGCUAAUCCUGAAACUUUCAGUGAAGAAACCCGGUCCAUUCCUCCAACCUCAAGUGGAGAAAGUCCUACAAUUCCUCCAACUUCCAGGGAAGAAACUCCUACUCUGCUUCCAACCUUCAAUGAAGAAACUCCUACCAGUCCCAUAACCUUGGGUCAGGAAACUCAGACCACUCCUACGAUGAUUGAGGAAACCACAAUUCCUGCAGCCUUGCAUGAAGAAACUCCGUCUAUUUUGACGACUUUGGUUGAAGAAACUCCAACUACCACAAACUUGGGUGAUGAAACUCCAACCCGUCCCACAACCUUUGGUGAAGAAUCUGCAAAUAUGCCGACAACCUUGGCCGAGGGAACUUCGACUAUCCCGACAACCUUGGGUGAGGAAGCUUCAACUGUUCUCACAACUAAUGGUGAGGAAACAUCAACUGUUUCUACAAAUACUGAAAUGGAGUCGUCUCCCCCUGAAGUGGCUGGAAGCAAGGAACAUUCAACUUAGUAUCUCCACUGCAAAAUUUACUUGGAAAUUUCAGUCGAUAUAGGGGAGAACAUACCCUGAGGUUCAGGUGUCAGCGUGUGGCUCUGGUAGGCGUUUGAUUCAACUUGUGACUGAAGAAGGCAACCGAUGGCCCUUCAGCUUGGAUUUGUUUUUUCUUGAAUUAUGCUAUAAGCUGCAUGCGUGUAGCGUUACACGCAUGCUCCGACUAGUGGAAUGUAAUAGCAUUUUUAGAUGAUUUGACGUAUCCAUGGAAUGCUGUCCUUGAAGACUAGGAGAAUUGCAUUGUAGAAUCAUAUGGCUGCGCGACGGAUGAUGAGUUUUUGACUUUCAGCCAUUAUGCGACUUCGCCGCAGCAUCAGCUUCAUCCUUCCCUUUCUCGUGCAUUUCAGUCGGCAUGGGAAAAUACUGCUAUGAUCAGUACGGGUGGCAUAAUGGUGUAUUUACCUAAUUUUGAAUGCUAAAACAUGAUGUAUGGGGGACUGCAAGGCUUUGGCUUGAAUAGAA
Messenger RNA from Hibiscus syriacus, 5446 nucleotides. RefSeq lists its product as uncharacterized. NCBI's taxonomy places the organism in Eukaryota, Viridiplantae, Streptophyta, Magnoliopsida, Malvales, Malvaceae. The transcript is spliced from 8 exons. The coding region runs from base 203 to 4942 and encodes 1579 amino acids. The record is from RefSeq and is a predicted model, not a curated record.